Sebastes umbrosus (honeycomb rockfish) is the source of this 1842-nucleotide messenger RNA. RefSeq names its product glucagon receptor-like. Gene Ontology annotation, biological process: cell surface receptor signaling pathway; adenylate cyclase-modulating G protein-coupled receptor signaling pathway. The record is from RefSeq and is a predicted model, not a curated record. Gene Ontology annotation, cellular component: plasma membrane. Gene Ontology annotation, molecular function: glucagon receptor activity; peptide hormone binding. Bases 1 to 1290 code for a protein of 429 amino acids. The transcript is spliced from 13 exons. Lineage: Eukaryota; Metazoa; Chordata; Actinopteri; Perciformes; Sebastidae.
AUGGCCAGUGGGAAAGUGUUGGAGGAGACAUAUCUGAAGUGGGUCCAGUAUAAAGAAGACUGUGUCAAAAUGAUAGAAAAUGAGCCGCUCCCUCAAGGGGGCUUGUUCUGCAACCGGACAUUUGACAGAUACGCCUGCUGGCCAGAUACUCCUGCUGGCUCCAUGGUCAACAUCUCAUGUCCUUUCUACCUGCCCUGGUAUGACAAAGUUGUUAGCCUGUACAGAAGUAAGCUGGUAAUGAUUGAAGGACUGACUGUUUGUCUUCCAGUGUCCCGGGGUGUUGUGCGUCGGCUGUGCGGCCCCGACGGCCUCUGGGAGAGAGAGGACAACGGACAGGUGUGGAGGGACAAGAGCCAGUGUGAGGAGGAAAAAGAGGUCAAGUCUCAGGAGCUGUGGUUCAAACAACUGAUGGUGAGCUUCAGGAUGUUGUACACUGUCGGCUAUUCCCUGUCCCUCUUCACGCUCGUAACGGCUCUUAUCAUUCUCCUGAGCUUUAGGAAGCUGCAUUGCACCAGGAACUACAUUCAUGCAAACCUCUUCCUGUCCCUCAUCCUGCGAGCUGUAUCCGUCAUCAUUAAGGACACCAUGCUGGAACGCCAUUGGGGACGAGAAAUCAUGAAACAGACCGAUGUGAGUGAGAUGCUCAGUCACCAGGCUGCUAUUGGCUGCAGGGUAGCUCAAGUAAUGAUGCAGUACUGUGUCCUGGCCAAUCACUACUGGUUCUUUGGAGAGGCGAUUUAUUUGUACUCUGUGCUUAUUGCCUCAGUGUUCAUCGACAACAACAAAUACUUACCUUACAUCUGUCUCGGCUGGGGAACUCCACUUCUAUUUGUGGUUCCCUGGGUAGUGAUGAAGCAGUUGAAAGAAAACAAAGAGUGUUGGGCUGUCAAUGAGAACAUGAACUACUGGUGGAUCAUUCGGUUCCCAAUUCUUUUCGCUUCACUAAUCAACUUUCUGAUUUUCAUGAAGAUCCUGAAGGUCAUUCUUUCCAAAUUACGAGCCAGCAACCAGACUGGAUACCCUGAUUAUAAACUUCGGCUCGCCAAGGCAACCGGUACCCUCAUCCCUCUGUUUGGGGUUCACGAGGUCAUGUUCAUCUUUGCGACGGACGAGCAGACAACAGGUGUUCUGCGCUACGUUAAAGUCUUCUUCACCCUUUUUCUCAAUUCAUUUCAGGGCUUUCUGGUGGCUGUGCUCUACUGCUAUGCCAAUAAAGAGGUGAGGACAGAGCUGAAGAGGAAGUUACGCAGCUGGAGGAUAGAGGCUGAGAUUGUAUGCUGUGGACAGUGACUGGCCGACUCUCGAGUAGACACUUUCUCCAUCGCCACGGUGCCAGAGCGCAACAGAUCCUCCGCCACAACAAUGAGGGCAAUGCCUGACUGUUCACCCACUCCUGACAGUUCAUAUAUUUUUAGACGGCAAGUUCAGCCAACGUCCCCACAGCCCGAUGCUUCUUUGCUGCACUGUCCAUCAGUGGUAAAUAUAGACAACACCCUGCAUCAUAGGGAUCAGGAUGACACUGGACAAUCGUCUGUGGCAAUGCAGGUGUCCUUUAUCAUUCACCUUCAAGACCCUGUGGAGUUACUCCCACAUGUUGUAAAUAUAGAUUCAGAUUGAAUACAUUUUUGCAUUCACUGUACAUUAUAUUAUUAUUAUAUGUGGUCGGUUGUGAAUAUGUAAAAUUGUGAAUAAGUAAUUGUUAUUGCUAUUUUUUUGUUACUAUGUGUUAUUGCUAUUAUGUAAGUUGUAAAAUUGUGAGAAAAAGUGAUUGUGAUCAUUUAAGACUUAAGACAUCUUGAAUACAAAUGGAGUACAAGAGAAAUUAAAAGAUGUAUUUGUUUA